Cicer arietinum (chickpea) is the source of this 1469-nucleotide messenger RNA. RefSeq lists its product as uncharacterized. The record is from RefSeq and is a predicted model, not a curated record. Lineage: Eukaryota; Viridiplantae; Streptophyta; Magnoliopsida; Fabales; Fabaceae. Gene Ontology annotation, biological process: meristem maintenance; meristem development.
AUGGUUGAGAGAUGGAGACCUGAAACUCACACAUUUCAUCUUCCAAUAGGUGAGUGCACAAUAACUUUGGAAGAUGUUUAUUACAUUUUAGGAUUAAACGUUUCCGGUUUACCUGUUAGUGGUUCCAAUUUUGUGCAAGUAAAACAAAUCUGUCAAGAUUACUUAGGAGUUAUCCCACCCGACGGAGCAACAAAAGGUAAUUCUAUUAAAUUAAAGUGGCUUAAGGAUACAUUUGACGAUGUUGGUGAAAAUGCAUCUGAAUUAGAAAAACAAGCAUCAUGUCGAGCAUACAUCCUACGUAUGAUCGGAGGGUUAUUGAUGCCUGACAAAUCCAACAACCGUGUACAUCUAAAAUAUCUUUCACUAUUAGGAGAUUUAAACAAAGUAUCCCAAUAUAGUUGGGGUUCAGCUGUUUUAGCUACACUUUAUAGAGAAUUAUGCCUUGCAACGAAACCUGGUAUAUUUCCACUUGCACAGAGGUUUAAUUCUGGUGGUCUAAAUUUUGCUAAAGUUCCUCAUAACGACGUAGAAGGAUAUCGAAAAACAAUUGAUCACAUGAUGGUUGAGGAAUUUUAUUGGAGACCUUAUCUCGGGUUCCAACAUGAAGUUUCAGAAGAAGAUAGGGCCACUUGGAGUGCAUGUACUUAUCUACUCUGUUAUCAUAUUGUUGAAAAACAUCAUACAGAUAGGGUCACACUCCAGUUUGGUUUACAUCAACAAAUACCACAACCACCAGAGGACAUGAAAUCGUAUCACGAGGUCGACAUGAGGCGUGGGAUUGAUGAUAAUUGGACUUGGGUUUGGAGGGAAGAAAUAAACCAUUGGAAUGAGCGCCAUAAUUACGUGUUGCAAGGUAACAUCGUACAAGGUGUUUUAUGUCAUAGCACAGAAUAUAUGAUUUGGUUUAGACAACACACCAAAUUGUUUAUAUCUGUAGAACAAUAUCUUCGUGAUCCCCGUUUACAACCGCCGUCAUAUCCUCGUGUGCAAUCGACCUCCCAAUCAACCCCACAACACCAAUACACAGCAGGACCGUCUUCAUCAUCACCUCACAUACACGUCGCUACUGAAGUUCCAUUUUAUGAUCCACCACCAUCUCAGUAUUACGUUCCGUCGGUGCCAGAAAUACCAACACCCGGUUAUCCGACAGAAGAUGGGCUUCUCUAUAAUUUGUUUGGAACUCAGUGCACAACUCCUGAGUCGGCAUAUGCUGUAUUUGAUUCAAUGUAUAAUCAACAAUCCCAAAAUGUAAUGGAACCAGGUGGCAGUGGUUCUAAUCCAUCUACAGCUUACAUUGAAGAAAAUGAUCAAAAUGACGAUGAACCGGAAGAACCGCAACUUGUUCAGAGAGCUAGACGAGUUCGGCGACAUCGUACAUGUGGGACUGGGGGUCAUUUAGGUGGACAUCAUUGAUAUAAAUUUAAUGUAUUUUGUUUUUUCAAAUUUGAUUGAUGUACUUUUUUAUUAUU